UAUGUGCCGGUAUUUUUUACUCUCGCUGAGUUGAGUCGGUGGCGCGGCGAGGCGGUGUGGAAUUAAAAAUAAGUUCUCUGGACUCUGACAUGUAAAUGAGGUGCCGGGAAACGAGGAUUUUCGGGAUGACGGGCUCCUCUCAGUUCCACUACACUCCCGGGGGUGGCCUCUAAGUGAUGCACUCCAACUCCAGCACACCCACCAAGUUCGAUAAUAACAAUGAGAUUAAGAAGUCAGUCGAGAAAAUGAGCGAUUCCAGCAAGUCGAGCUACCAGGCGAUCAAGUCGACGGAAUCCCUGCAACCCUCCAGGAAGUCGAAAAAGAAAACCGGCGUCCACCUGAACAACCUCUGGUCGAUAUGGUACGGGAUAUUCUGCACGGCGCUGCAGGCCUAUGCGGCGUACAAGUGCCUGAAGAGGAUAUUGGGUUACUCUGUACUAACGUGGCCGGAGGGUCUGCCAUAUUUGGAACUAAACUGCAGCUUGGGACUCACUGGGGCAGCUUUGCUACUCUUGCCAUUUUUUCUUGCUGUGGCAAUUUUAAAGAUUGGCAACCUGGCUAACGACGGCUACAAACUGGGCAGACAGAUGGGCACCUGCAGCAAGGAGUCUCCCGAGAUCCUGAAGAGUGGCGGGUGCGGCCUAUUUAGAUACGGGGGACCUACCGCCCCUUUCAUCCACAUCGCCAUAUCGUUUUGUUUGCUCAUCCCCAAGCUACUUAUGGAGGCUAAACUUAUAGAAGCCGGUUUCUUGGCGCAAGAGUGGAUAUGGCACACGGACCUGGACUUCAUCAUCAUGCACAGGGAUCGCAUGGUCGUCCUCAGCUUCAUGACGGCCAACAAUUCGAAUUUAUCCCCCGCAUCCGUCAUGCAGGGCAGGGUGGCGCAUCCCACGAUGAGCUCAGGGAAGCCCAGCGCCAUGCCCUUUGUCAGCGGCCCCGCGGUGACCCACACGGUCAUAAAGACGCUGAAGGACAUCAUCGGUCACGAGAAUCACACAUCGUAUCACAACAAAAACAUCGAAACAGGAUGGGGCAGCCCCGUUAGCAUAGAGUACAUGAACCUCGCUCUGGCUCUCGUCAUAUACUCCGUGAGGUACCCAGCGCUUUUUUGGUCGACAAACAAGUGUCUAGGGUUGAUUUUUUCAUUCCAACUCCUGAUAAAUGGGCUGCACACGCUGCUUUCCUUCGCAGGCAUGUCAAUUUUGUACAAGGUGCACGUCGUCGGGGUAUGGAAGGCUCUUCCCCUCCUGAAACACAACUCGAGGGUGUACAACUUCGGCAACCCCACGCCAUUUUUGCUCAACUCGCAAGUGACGUUUGCCAUGUAUAUUUUAUCAACGCUAUUGGUUCUGGCCUCUAGCAUCGUGCUUUACUUCUACGGUCACACGAGGUUUAAUGCCUUCCUGAACCAAGAACGCGAGCGCAAAGUGAUAACCCUCAAAGAGGAAGGCAACGGCAACUUAUGGAGCUAUUUCACACACUGUGCCGCCCUCUGUGUGCUGCUGUCCAUAGGGAUAUGCAACGCGCCCCUCAUCCACGAUUACACCGUCGUGUACAAGGGUAGCCUGGACGACAUCACCCUGAUCUGCAUCAUCGGGGGCAUCCUCCACCUCUUCUUCUGGAUCGUUAUAUGGCUCUUCCUGACUAUAAAGCAGAAGUGGACGUUUAAGCUGAGGAUCACGAUUGGCAUGGCCACAGUCCGAGAAUCCCGGUCCCUAAGGCUGGUCCACGACGUCCACCUCAACAACCACAGAUCCGAGGACCUAACCCAACAACCCCUUCUGGUGGUGGGCAACGGCCGUACCUACAGCGUCAACGAGACGUCGCCCAAGCGAGCCAUCAUGGGCGUGAUCCAGAAGGCGGCCUUAAUAAAGAAAUCCAGAAGCAACGGCUCUAUAACCACCAACGACGACGGCGACGAGCAGAUCUACUGGCUCCGUCCCGCUUUGGUACCCUCGCAGAACUCCCCCGACGGGUCCAACUACUUCUGCUGGUUCAAGAAGAAGCCCAAGCACAAAGUGACGUUCAAUGAAACCACUAGUACGUCUGCAAAUCGCACCAAGAGCAGCGUUAGGAGGAGCACGAUCCCAGGAAUGGACGAGGAUGAUGGCGAUUACGCCACCCUGAGGGAAUUACCGCUGCCUCCCCCAUCAUCUCAGCGGCUGAGCAACGGGGACGACACCGCCAGCGAGGAAGGAAAGCUUCUGGCUUGCGUUCAUGACGAACACAUAACAUAUGCUAGUACCAACCAGGACUUCGAACCGCCUAGCGUUUUCGAAGACCGGAGUCCUUUACUAGAAGUAGAACCCUCUGUCAUUGUGCACAACAACACCGAUAAUGCGGUUGUUCCAGGGCAGGCCCCGCGGUGUCUGCGUCGUGCCGAUUCCGGCAUAAUGCCGCACGAGGAGAGAACAGGUAGAUCAGAUUCAGUAAGUACAGAAAGCUCUCACUCACCUCCUGAACCUCCAGGGAGCAACCAUAGCGAGACCUCUAGCGGUAUCCACUCGAACGAGAGCGAGAACCACCCCAUUACCGCUAAACCCGCUCCUCCGGCACAGGAGACGGACACCUCUCAGAACCUCAUCAACCUGAACGAGGUCCCUGUGGAACCCCAGCCGGAGAGCACGGUGGUCAUCAGAAGGAAGUCCAUCCGCCCAAGCAAAACCGAGUGCAUAGCCCCCGCUAUCCUGGAAGAGGACCCCUACGGCAGGGCCACCAACAUGAGGAUGACGUCUUUCACGGACAGGAAGGACCUGGCUCACAUCCAGUCUUGUUCCGCCACUUUGCCGCACUACCCGACUCAGCCGGUGCAGAACGUCUACCCGAACUGUUCCACCAUGCCCCUGCCGCAGCACACCACCACCAACACCGCCCCGACGACGAUGGUGAACGGGAACAGUUGCAACGUCUACCCCCGGAUGCACACCACCAUCCCCACGCACCACAACGGGGUGAAGCUGAUGUCGAACCCCCACAAUCCGUACGUGACAAGACUGCACUCCAAACCUGCCGGAGACCCAACCAAGUACGAACCAAUUUACACGAAGAUCAACAGAAAGUCUGGAGAAUUGUAUCACUAUACCUCGUAAGCUGUUUCUAUUGAUGUACACAAGGGAAAGGGCAAUUUUUUACGGCGCCUCCUUCUUUUGGAUAGAGGCGGUUUUAAGAGAAUCGUAAUUAUGUAUAACGUAGCGAAUUCUGGAGAUAUGUUUGUGUAUCUCUGGAUCUUUGGUGGACCCUGUAGUAAGAAAUUGUUAUACGACAAAUAUAUACGCACCUGUCAAAGUCAUAUUCUUUUAUAUAAGUUUUUAGAUAGAGAUAUUUUGUAAAUUAACUUUUAGGUAAAUAUCAUGGAAUAUCUAUCGGUGGCACACCAGUUGGUUUUUACGUUGUUGGAUGAUGUAGACGAAAAUAUACAAAAGUUACUAUCAAAAAGGACUGUCAGCGAAAAUCAAACACUGCCGCUAUCGUUUUAGGGGGAACAAAUAUCGCUAAUAAAAACUUUUAUCUGCUUUAACUGGUCAAAGAUUGGGAGAUACUUCAUUUGCAAUCAGUUCCUCCAAAUUAAAAUAGUUUUUGUGAAGUUAAAUUGUUCAGUUUUGUAUACAGCAUGUUUAGAAGUUUGACUAUCAAUCACCGUACGAUAGAUUACAGCUCGCCUAAACUCAAAUUGUUCUCGAGAAGCGCAGAAUCCAAUUUUCGCGAACUUGUUGAAAAAUAUACGGAUUUUUGUUAUUUCACAGAAAGCGGCAAAAAUCCGCUACCUGGACAUCGGAAACUUUGUAGCAACAACCAAAUAAAUACUUAAUAUACAUG
Messenger RNA from Anoplophora glabripennis (Asian longhorned beetle), 3816 nucleotides. RefSeq names its product protein tincar. Lineage: Eukaryota; Metazoa; Arthropoda; Insecta; Coleoptera; Cerambycidae. The transcript has 13 exons. Bases 177 to 3089 code for a protein of 970 amino acids. The record is from RefSeq and is a predicted model, not a curated record.